AGGCAAGCCGAGGAUGGAGAAGGGGGCGUCCGAGCCGUCGCCGCUCGACUGCGCUCGCUGCGGCAAGCCCGCGUCCCUCCAAUGCCCCAAGUGCGCGCAACUGAAGCUUCCCCGUGAGGCUGCCGCUUUCUGCUCGCAGGAUUGUUUCAAGGCAGCAUGGGCCUCUCACAAGUCUGUCCACACUAAGCUAGAUGCACUGACAUCCCAGCUGUCUCUAGAAGGUUGGAAAUAUUGUCUGAAGAAAGGACGUACCCGGACACUGGAGCUUCCUCGUUUUGAUUGGACUGGUCCAUUGAGACCAUUCCCUAUAUCAAAGAUGCGUUUGGUACCAGUCGAAAUUGAGAAACCCGAUUGGGCGCUUGAUGGAAUCCCCAAGAUUGAACCAGAUAGCGAUUUGCAGAAAAGAGUAGAGGUCAAGACCCCUGAGCAGAUUGAAAGGAUGAGGGAAACAUGCCGAAUUGCAAGAGAGGUUUUAGACGCUGGUGCUCGUAUAAUCAAGCCAGGAAUUACAACAGAUGAAAUUGAUAGAGUGAUUCACGAGGAGACUAUUGCUAGAGGUGGAUACCCGUCUCCAUUGAAUUACCAUUUCUUCCCGAAGUCAUGCUGCACGUCAGUUAAUGAAGUCAUUUGCCACGGAAUUCCUGAUGCCAGGAAACUUGAAGACGGUGACAUAGUAAAUGUUGAUGUAACUGUAUACUAUAAAGGUGUUCACGGUGAUUUGAACGAUACAUAUUUUGUUGGAAAUGUUGAUGAAGCUUCGAAACAACUUGUCCGUGUUACCUACGAGUGCUUGGAAAAAGCUAUUGCAAUAGUUAAACCUGGAGUCAGGUUUCGGGAAGUCGGAGAAAUCAUAAGUAGACAUGCAUCCAUGUCAGGUUUAUCUGUGGUGAAAUCUUAUUGCGGUCAUGGCAUAGGAGAACUGUUCCACUGUGCCCCAAACAUCCCUCAUUAUUCAAGAAACAAGGCUGUUGGUAUCAUGAAAGCUGGGCAAACAUUUACGAUUGAGCCAAUGAUAAAUACAGGAAUUUGGCGUGACCGUCUAUGGCCUGAUGAGUGGACUGCAGUGACUGCAGAUGGUAAACGGAGUGCUCAAUUUGAGCACACCCUUUUGGUGACGGAAACCGGAGUUGAAGUUUUGACAGCACGGCUGCCCUCAUCACCCGACGUCUACCCAUGGCUGAAGCCCUCAUCAGCAACUAGCAAGUGACAAUAAGACUGCACAACCUUUUGAUCUACUUGCCAGUGAGAUGGUGUCAACUCUGUAGUCCAAAUCAUCUGGAUUUUCUUCGAGUCACAAGUUGCUACAAUCAUUGUGUUUUUUCACCGAGUGUUAAUCAUUAUGUACUUACAUGAGGCUGAGGCACAUGAGCUAUAGUUGGGUUUCCUUGGUGGUCCAUUUGUGUCUGCUACCAUUAUUAUUAUUUUCGGGAGAACACAAGACUUGUCGUUUCUUUUCACUGAAAAGGAGAAGUUAUGUUUACAAGCCUCCUGUGAGGCAGAUUA
Messenger RNA from Lolium rigidum, 1503 nucleotides. RefSeq names its product methionine aminopeptidase 1A-like. Bases 14 to 1207 code for a protein of 397 amino acids. Gene Ontology annotation, molecular function: metalloaminopeptidase activity. The record is from RefSeq and is a predicted model, not a curated record. Gene Ontology annotation, biological process: proteolysis. NCBI's taxonomy places the organism in Eukaryota, Viridiplantae, Streptophyta, Magnoliopsida, Poales, Poaceae. The transcript has 16 exons.